This is a messenger RNA of Nestor notabilis (Kea), 4773 nucleotides long. RefSeq names its product ATP-binding cassette, sub-family C (CFTR/MRP), member 2 (gene ABCC2). The transcript has 32 exons. The record is from RefSeq and is a predicted model, not a curated record. Lineage: Eukaryota; Metazoa; Chordata; Aves; Psittaciformes; Psittacidae. Gene Ontology annotation, molecular function: ATP binding; ATP hydrolysis activity; ABC-type transporter activity. Gene Ontology annotation, biological process: transmembrane transport. Gene Ontology annotation, cellular component: apical plasma membrane.
AUGUCAGCAGCCCUGGAUGAGUUCUGCGGCUCUCUCUUUUGGAAUGCCUCCUACCUUGAUCGCCCAGAUGCCGACCUGCCCGUGUGUUUCCAGCAGACCGUGCUGGUCUGGAUCCCCCUUGCCUUUUUGUGGAUUUUGGGUCCAUGGAAGGUCCUGCCCAUGUGUAAAUCCAGAGAGAAGAAAUCGUCCAUGACCAAACUUUACAUCAUUAAACAGGUGCUGACUACCUUGCUGAUGCUGACAGCAGUGGCGGAGCUGGUCCUGGCGGUUGUAGAGGGAGCAGAGCAGGACCCCCUGCCAGCUGUGCAGUACACAAACCCCAGCCUGUACAUCGCCACCUGGCUCCUGGUCCUGCUGAUCCAUGAUGCGCGACGCUUCUGCUUGUGCAGAGACUCGGGGAUACUUUUCUGCUUCUGGGUGCUGUCCCUGCUCUGUGGUAUAUUGCCGUUCCAGUCACUCCUCCGGAGAGCCCUGCAGGCACCAAUCUCCGACGUGCCACGGUUUGUCCUUUUCUUCAUCUCCUAUGGGCUCCAGCUGCUGCUCUUCCUUGUCUCCGGCUUCUCAGACAUUGCCCCAGAAGCAAAGGAAAUCAGGAAGAAGAACCCAGAGGUGACGGCCUCCUUCCUGAGCUCCAUCACCUUUGAAUGGUACACUAGCACCAUUUUCAAGGGCUAUCGGAAGCCCUUGGAGAUAGAGGAUAUCUGGGAAUUGAAAGCUAAAGACAAGACACAGUCUAUUUGUGCUGUUUUUGAGAAGAACAUGAAGACUGAGGUGAGGAAGGCACAAGCAGAGCUGGAGAAACGGAAACGCAAGAAAAGACUCCGGGAAGGUGACUCGGACCAUGCGAACAACAUAAGCAAGGCCCAGAGCCAAGACGUCCUGGUGCUGGAGAAACAGCCAAAGAAGAAGAAGAAGAAGGAUGACAAAGGGGACUCGAGCCCUUGCAAGGAUUAUCCCAGGGGCUGGCUGUUGAAAACCCUGUGCAAGACCUUCUGGCAGAACCUCCUGCUGUCGGUGGCUUUCAAGGUGGUGCAUGAUGUAAUUGUGUUUAUCAGCCCCCAGCUGCUCAAGCUGCUGGUUGCCUUUGUGUCGGAUGAGGAGUCCUUUGCCUGGCAGGGCUAUGUGUAUGCCAUCCUGCUUUUCCUGGUGGCACUGAUCCAAUCCCUCUGCCUGCAGCAGUACUUCAACUUAUGCUUCCAGCUUGGCAUACAAGUGCGUGCCAGUCUCAUUGCUGCCAUCUACAAGAAGUCACUCACCAUGUCUGGUGCCACCCGCAAGGAGUCUACAGUGGGAGAGACUGUGAAUCUGAUGUCAGCUGAUGCCCAGAGGUUCAUGGACAUGGCCAACUUUGUUCACCAGCUGUGGUCAUCCCCCCUGCAAAUCAUCCUGUCCAUUGUCUUCCUAUGGGGAGAACUGGGCCCCUCUGUCCUGGCUGGCCUCGUGGUCAUGGUGCUGCUCAUCCCCAUAAAUGGGUUCCUGGUUGCCAAGUCCAGAACCAUCCAGGUGAGGAACAUGAAGAACAAGGAUGAACGAAUGAAAAUAAUGAGUGAAAUCCUCAAUGGAAUCAAGAUCCUGAAGCUUUUUGCCUGGGAGCCCUCAUUUGAGAAGCGAGUCAAUGAUAUCCGGGCACGUGAGCUCAAGCACUUGUUGAAGUUCAGUUACCUGCAGGCAGUCUCCGUGUUUGUCUUCACCUCUGCCCCCUUCCUGGUCUCCUUGGUCAGCUUUGCUGUCUAUGUGCUAGUGGAUGAGAACAACAUUCUGGAUGCACAGAAGGCCUUUACUGCCAUCUCCCUUUUCAACGUGCUGCGCUUCCCCAUGACCAUGCUGCCUUUGGUUCUCUCUUCCGUGGUGCAGACCAAAGUGGCGAAUGCGAGGCUGGAGCGUUACCUGGGCAGAGAAGACCUGGACACCUCAGCCAUCCACCACAGCCCCAUUGAAGGCAGCGCCGUGCGUUUCUCGGAGGCCACCUUUGCCUGGGAGCAGGAUGGGGGCGCCGCGAUAAGAGAUGUCAACCUGAACAUCACACCUGGGAGCCUUGUGGCAGUGGUAGGAGCUGUGGGCUCAGGCAAGUCUUCGCUGGUGUCAGCCAUGCUUGGGGAGAUGGAGCAUAUCAAGGGACACAUCAACAUCCAGGGCUCCCUAGCUUAUGUCCCGCAGCAAGCCUGGAUCCAGAAUGCCACACUGAAGGACAAUAUCCUUUUUGGGUCAGAACUGGAUGAAGCCAGGUAUCAGCAGGUCAUCAAAGCCUGUGCCCUCCUUCCAGACCUGAAACUGCUGCCUGCGGGUGACCAGACAGAAAUUGGGGAGAAGGGCAUUAACCUCAGUGGGGGCCAGAAGCAGCGAGUCAGCCUGGCCCGGGCAGUGUACAGCAAUGCAGACAUCUAUGUCCUGGAUGACCCAUUGUCUGCUGUGGACGCUCACGUUGGCAAGUACCUCUUUGAGCACGUGCUGGGGCCAAAAGGGCUGCUGCAAAAGAAGACACGGAUCUUGGUGACGCACAGUAUCAGUUUCCUGCCCCAGGCUGAUAACAUUGUGGUGAUGGUGGCAGGAGCAGUGUCUGAGCAAGGCUCCUAUGGCACCCUGCUUGUGAACAGGGGGGCCUUUGCCCAGUUUCUGAACUUGUAUGGCAGCCAGGAGGAAGACGCUUCAGAGAGAAACACCACAGUUGGGGAUGAAGAGCAGGAUGAUGAAGGUAUUGAGCCUUGUGUGGAAGAGGGCCCUGAUGAUGUGGUGACCAUGACCCUGAAGCGAGAAGCCAGCAUCCAUCGGAAGGAGUUCAAGUAAGACCCAUCCAACACCUAAUGGUGCCCAUCACCUCCCUGCAGCAUUAGUAAAAGCAGCACGAAUUCCUGGAAGAAGGCCCAGGAGGAGCCCCCCAAGAUGGUGAAGGGCCAGAAACUGAUUGAGAAAGAAGCUGUGGAAACUGGCAAGGUGAAGCUCUCCAUGUACCUGCGGUACCUGCGUGCUGUUGGCUUGUGGUAUUCUUUCUGGGUUGCCAUGGGCUAUGUUGGGCAGUACGUCGCCUACGUGGGUACCAACCUGUGGCUCAGCGCCUGGACGGACGAUGCACAACGCUACCUGAACCAGACCUAUCCCGUGGAGCAGCGAGACCUGCGGAUCGGUGUCUUUGGUGUGCUGGGGGUGUCACAAGCUCUCUUCCUGCUCUUUGCAACCAUCCUGUCUGCCUAUGGUGCCACGCGAGCCUCCCGGGUGAUGCACCAGCAACUGCUCAGCAACAUCCUGCGUGCGCCCAUGAGCUUCUUUGACACAACUCCGACAGGCCGCAUUGUGAAUAGGUUUGCCAAGGACAUCUUUACAAUAGAUGAGACUAUCCCCAUGUCCUUCCGCAGCUGGCUCUCCUGUCUUAUGGGCAUCAUUAGCACACUGCUCAUGAUCACCUUGGCCACCCCAUUCUUUGCUGUCAUUAUCAUUCCCUUGAGCAUCUUCUACUAUUUUGUGCUGCGCUUCUAUGUCUCCACGUCACGCCAGCUACGGCGCCUGGACUCUGUCACCAGGUCUCCCAUCUACUCCCACUUUGGUGAGACAGUGUCAGGUCUUUCCGUGAUCCGGGCUUAUGGACACCAAGAACGGUUCCUGCAGCAAAAUGAGAUCAUUAUGGACAUAAACCAGAAAAGUGUUUACUCCUGGAUAAUCUCAAAUAGGUGGCUGGCCAUCCGUCUGGAGUUUGUUGGGAGCCUUGUGGUCUUCUUCUCCGCACUUCUAGCCGUGAUCUCAAAGAGCACUUUGGAGAGUGGCAUUGUGGGUCUGUCUGUCUCCUCUGCCCUCAAUGUGACCCAGACACUGAACUGGCUGGUGCGGACGUCUUCGGAGCUUGAGACGAACAUUGUGGCUGUGGAGCGGGUACAUGAGUACACGAAGGUGAAGAACGAGGCUCCGUGGGUGACAGAAAACCGUCCACCCCAUGGCUGGCCCAGCAAAGGGGAGAUCCGGUUCAUUGACUACAAAGUUCGGUACCGACCUGAACUGGAGCUGGUUCUUCAGGGGAUCACCUGCAACAUUGGGAGCACUGAGAAGGUUGGGGUUGUGGGCCGGACUGGGGCUGGAAAAUCCUCCCUCACCAACUGCCUCUUCCGGGUGCUGGAGGCUGCUGGCGGGAUGAUCCUCAUUGACGAGGUGGAUAUAGCGACGAUUGGCCUUCAUGACCUGCGCAAAAACCUCACCAUCAUCCCCCAGGACCCCGUGCUCUUCACUGGCACUCUGAGGAUGAAUCUGGACCCCUUUGACCAGUACACAGACGAGGAGGUCUGGAAGGCCCUCGAGCUGGCCCACCUGAAGACAUAUGUGCAAGACCUUCCCGGGGGGCUGCUCUAUGUUGUGAGCGAGGGAGGGGAGAACCUGAGUGUGGGGCAGAGGCAGCUGGUGUGCCUGGCCCGGGCCCUUCUCCGCAAAGCCAAAAUCCUCAUCCUGGAUGAAGCAACAGCAGCUGUAGAUCUGGAAACUGAUCAUUUAAUCCAGACAACGAUCCGGAGCGAGUUUGCUGACUGCACUGUCCUUACUAUUGCCCACCGCCUCCACACCAUCAUGGACAGCAACAGGGUGAUGGUGCUGCAGGCUGGGAGGAUUGUGGAAUUCGACAUACCCGAGGAGCUGCUCAGGAAGCAGGGAGUGUUCUCCUUGAUGGCAAAGGACGCCGGCAUCACAAGCACAGAAACCACCAUGCUGUAGGUGGAGCGAGCAGCGUGCAGCGUGCACACGGGCAGCUCGUUCCUGCUGGCACUCACCAGGCAGGCACCGGCAUCUCCUGGCAGCAGG